This is a messenger RNA of Serendipita indica DSM 11827, 1560 nucleotides long. The record is from the annotation of a GenBank genome assembly. Lineage: Eukaryota; Fungi; Basidiomycota; Agaricomycetes; Sebacinales; Serendipitaceae.
AUGUCGUCGCGGCGCAGUGUUGGCAGCCAAAUCGUGUUCAACAACCCGAGAGCAAUAUCGGUACGCUCUGGAGGCUCAAAGACGAGCAACUCGACCAUCAAUGUCACAUUAGCACGGCGCCUGCUCUUCCCAUACCUGCCACUGACGACCCCACUCCCCCCGCUCGUGGGUACAUAUGGAACACCCGAAGAAAACGAGAAAAGGAGGAACGACCCGGCUUUCAAGGCCCUCAACAACGAACUUUACGACUUCCUAGCUCUCGUGGUUCGCGGGUUCGUGCUGCCAUGGUGGUCAAAGAUUACACCAAGAGACAAGGAAUUUCCACAGGAAAUCACAAGAAUUGCCGCAAGUUUGAUAAAGCAGGUGGAGUCACGGGCAAUGGCCGCAGACAUUCCUGCAUUGUUGGCGAAUGCCAUUCCUUUGCUGGUGGCACAACACUACCAGGACUUUCGUCUCGCACAAGCAAAGCUACCGACAUCCUAUGCCACUGGCCUACAGGGGCACUCUGACUCGCUCCCGCACCUUUUCCACUCAUUCCAACCACACAUGGCCGUCACAGCAGAAGGCACAGUGGAUCCUAAUUAUCUCCGUCAAGUUGUGGAACACAUUAUGAAGGCCUGUCUACCGCCAGAGGACUGGGAGGCUGAAGCGGAGCGUGCUAUAAUUCGUGAGAUUGUGCUCAAGAUACUGCUGGAGAGCGCAUUUCCACGCCUGAGCCAGCCAUGGUUUAUUCAAAAGACGAUGCUCGAGCUGCUUGGUCCGCCCAAGGAGACAGUGCCACCACCUCCUGUAACCAGAAGUGGGAGUGCAUUUCAUACCUUUGUCAUCUUAUUUCUUUCAGCGGUGCAAGUCGUCUCAGGAUUUGCCAUUGCCGCCAUAGCAGGUCUGCAAGCUACCCUGCAUACCGUCACGGAGGUGAAUGCCUCUACGUUUCGUCAAAAAACAACAUCGCAAACUGGCGAAGACAUGGCAUUUCCAACAUUGGAAAUGCUUGCAGAGAUUUUGAACAUGAGGGAACGAGCUGCAGCGGCCGCCAUCCUUUACCUGUUGCAACUCAUUCUCGGAGCUCUUGCCCCAUUUGUCAAUCGGCUGGUACCUUACUUAUUCUACACGCACACGCAUCCCAGUAUGUUUACGAAAAUUCUCGCGCAGUCGAAGAAGGUGCUGUUCCCCGACGGAUAUCCAGGACCACCUCCAGUGGAGCCCACCAUCGAAGAGCAAGUCCUCAUACGCGAACAAUUGGAAAAGCGACUAUUUGAUUGUGUUUUUCCGGUUGCGGCCAAGCUUUUGUUCGGCACAAAGCUGUCCAUUCAGGGCCGGACGAUUCGAGGAAUUUUGGAUCCCUUGGGCUCCAAACAGUGCAAUGUGCAUCUUCUCAUCUUUCUCCUAGACGCCAUUGUCGUUAGCCUCUUCCCAGAACUGGCCUUGUCGCCCACCUCGAAGCGAGAACCGAGUGAUGGUGCAACCGACGCGGACCUUGACGCAAUGAUUUAUUCGCCUUACGACAAAUCUGACCCACUUGAUGGUCGCUCCAACUCGCCUGGUCAAGGCACUCCGUAA